AUUGCGUGACGCGUGCCCCGCUGGCGAGUGCCGCGGCCACGGCGCCGCUGCUGCUGUGUACGUCACCGUCGGCCGCCGGCACGCCGCGGCUACACAUGCGGCUGGCGGCGGACGCGGCGCCGCACACAGAGCUCACGCUGUGGUUCGACGAAGGCGUGUUGGCGCUACUGGAUAUGCCGUUCCUCACGCCGCGCAACAUCACCGGUAAAGGUAACUACGUGUGCCACGAGUGCGGAGCGGAGUUUGAGCAUCCCAACCCGCUGAAAGUGCAUCUGUUCCUGAAAUGUCAGCCCCUAGAGCAGAAGCUGUUCUGGCGCAAGUGUGUGGCGAGGCUGAGGGCUGCAGGAAGCGCGGCUGGCGAGGCGUCUCCCGUGACUUCACCGGCGCAGCUGGAGGCCCUGGCGGCGGCUUGGGGACGCUCGCACGCCGGCCACGUGUGUCUGUACUGCGGCAAGCUGUACUCGCGAAAGUACGGUCUCAAGAUCCACAUCCGCACGCACACGGGCUACAAGCCGCUGCGCUGCCGCCACUGCCUGCGGGCAUUCGGCGACCCCAGCAACCUCAACAAGCACGUGCGCCUGCACGCGGCCACGACCGCGCCCAGACGCAGCUGACACUUGACUGACGAGUAAUAUU
Molecule: messenger RNA, 636 nt
Organism: Leptidea sinapis
Lineage: Eukaryota; Metazoa; Arthropoda; Insecta; Lepidoptera; Pieridae
Gene: Prdm13
Product: PR domain zinc finger protein 13
Exons: 2
Coding region: 96-614 (172 amino acids)
Cellular component (GO): nucleus
Source: RefSeq, a predicted model, not a curated record